CUUCUCGCUCUCUAGUCAGUCAGUCCUAAAUUGAGUUUACUUGAGUGCUGACAGACGAGUAUAGCAGCCUGUGGCUUUAGAUAGGGGCAUAGGUGCAGUAAAAGAAGGGCCUUUCGGAAGGAAAUUUUUCGCAUCGUACAGUUGACAUCGAGACGUUUGCACGCACUCUUUCCAGACAGUGACGAUGAACGGGACUCGCGUCUCUACCUUUAACUGUUAAAAGAGAUUUCGGGAACGAGAAGGAACAACGCGUCAAACUGACAAAUGGCAACAAAAUACCAAAGCACUCGACGAGCACGAGUACUUUUAGUCUCGUUCCUGUAGUUGUCUUGAUCUGACAACGUCGUUUUAAUUCGUAGCGAGCUUUAUGCGCCGUGGCACUGACAGCUCUUUUGUCACUACAGCGACUUGCUGCUUGUGAUGAUUGCGUGCGGUGACGUUGAGGCGCUUUGUCCGUGGCUACUGGUGAAGUGCGCUGGAGAGAUAUAGUUGAAUUACAUCAGUGCACCAAGUCGCUGGGAGUGCGACAGAGAGAAAGAACACAGUGGGAUCUGAGUGAAUGGGUGAGGUUCAAGUUUCAAGUUCAAGUUUUGCACUAGUCGUUCGAGGAGCGUUAGAGCACUAUUUAGAGUAGAGACGCAUUCAUGGAAUGCGACUGUGACCGCGUCCCACUGCCUAUCUAACUUUGAACUAGUGAGCAAAGGGGAGCGACGAUAGAGACGAUGGCAGAGACAACCCUGGAGCCGUUCUCUGAUCUGGACGUUGCCAUUGAUCCGGAUUUUGAGCCGCAAAAACGGCCGAGAUCAUGCACUUGGCCACUGCCGGAGUCCAGCUCGGCGAAGCCCGCGUCCAAUGACACUGACAUAAUUCCCGAGGAAGAGGACGAUGAGGAUGACAGCGCGAUGGCGAUCAACGCCAAUGGUGUUGUUGAAGGAGAGGACACCGGCAGUCCGAGCCUGUCCGAUGGACUGCAUGCAAGCGGGCAGGACAACACGGGCUCUCCGCUGUCCUCCCAGCUGGGUUCAGCGACCGCGGCGAGCCCGGGGGCGAGCGGCCAGGGCAGCCAACAGCAAACCCCACGGAAGACCUCCUCGCGGAGGAACGCCUGGGGCAACCUGUCAUACGCAGACCUCAUUACUAAAGCCAUAGAAAGCGACCCAGACAAAAGACUGACACUGUCUCAGAUUUACGACUGGAUGGUCAGAAGCGUCCCGUACUUUAAAGACAAAGGCGACAGCAACAGCUCCGCUGGUUGGAAGAACUCCAUCCGACAUAACCUGUCCUUGCAUAGUCGUUUCAUCCGGGUACAGAAUGAGGGAACUGGGAAGAGCUCCUGGUGGAUGAUCAAUCCUGAAGGGGGGCGGGGAGGCAAAGCACCAAGGCGACGUGCAGUCUCCAUGGACAAUGGUAACAAAUACACCAAGAGCGCACGUGGGCGAGCGGCCAAGAAAAAGGCAGCACUGCAGGCUGCCCAAGAGGGUUCGCUGGAGAAUGUGUCUGGUGGUGGUGACCUGUCGAAAUGGCCAGGAAGUCCCACUUCCCGCAGCAGCGAUGAACUGGAAUCCUGUUGGACUGACUUCCGCUCACGAACCAACUCCAAUGCUAGCACCUUGAGUGGACGACUGUCACCUAUUCUAGCUAAUCCAGAGCUUGAUGAUGUCCCGGAUGGCCCGCCUCUCUCCCCAAUGCUCUACUCCAGCCCCAGCAGCCUCUCUCCACCUUCGUCCUCCUCAUCAAACUCCAAAACUUGCCCGGCUGAACUUCCGGGACUUGCUGACCUGACUGGCACAAUAAAUCUCAAUGAGGCUGACAACCUAAUGGAUGGUUUGUUGAACAACAUCACCACACAAGGCCAGGUAGUUCAAGGGGGUUCUGCUUUUAGUUUUGGCUCCAAAACCACCACCUCUUCUCCAAGCUCCAUUUCCACUUCUCAAACUGUGGGCAACAACAGUGCAGGAUUCAGUAACCCCAUUUUCGGACCUUCAACUGGAGGACUACGUCAGACACCAAUGCAGACCAUCCAGGAAAACAAGCAAACAUCAUUUUCUAGCAUUACGUGUUUUGGGAACUCACUUCAAGAGCUCCUGAAUUCUGAUUCAUUGGGCUCUCACAGUCAUAGCGAUGUCAUGAUGACACAGUCGGACCCGCUCAUAUCACAGACCAGUGCUGCCGUCACCUCUCAAAACUCCCGCCUUCGCAAUGGCCUCAUGCUCCGUAAUGACCCGAUGAUGUCAUCGUUUAGUUCGGUGGUAAAUGGACGAAGCAGUCACCUCCAGAAUAAGCAACACCAUCAGGGGUCCAGCGUACAAGGUUCUUUGCGCUCUCUCUCCAACAACAGGGUUCAAAGUCUAGCUAAUGAUGCUAAUAACUUAGUCUCUGCAAAGCAGCACCUCCAGCCACAGUCCACUAUGUUGAUGACACAGACUUCACUUUACUCCGGGCUGAAUGGAGGUAAUGGGAUAGGGAUCUGUAACCCGUCAGGAACAGACCGUUUUCCUUCGGACUUGGACCUGGACAUAUUUAACGGGAGUCUGGAUUGUGAUGUGGAUUCUAUAAUUCGUACAGAACUAAUGGAGUCUGAUGGACUGGAUUUUAACUUUGAUGCAUUGGUGCAAAAUGCUGUUAGCCUGAAUCCUGUGGGAAACUUCACCGGGACAAAGCAGUCCAAUCAAAGUUGGGUGCCUGGCUGACAGCAUUUAUAUAGGUGAGCCAAAAUGUCAUGUAGAAAUCAAAAUACAAAUGACUAAUACAAGAAUAAGAAUGUUGUGUUUUAUUAUACAUGACAUGUUGGAUCUAAUACAAUUAGUAUUGGUUUUUUAUUACAUUCAUUUAUUAUCUAGGCUCACAACAGCAGACAAACAACAAAUAAAAGAAUAAUGAACAUCCUGCAAAAAAUCCACCAGACUUGAAGUAUCCUUGCCAAGUUUGCUGUCUGCAGCAAGUACUGGAUGAAUCUGACGACUACGACAUCAUCAAAAUGUUUACCUUCAAUUCAGCAGAGCCAGAUUAUAACAAAAGACUGCCCAAUGGACACACAAACAAUCUUAUGGUGAACUCACAGUUCAUGCAACAUUAUGCAAUGAUAAAAAUGAAACAAUUGUUAGUGAUAAAAAGUGAAACUGAGGUCUGUUGUAGCUUUUCUGUCCUAGUUUAGUUUCCUCUAUAGUCUUUCUCUGUUUUCCUAACACUUUUGUUAAAUGAUUGGCUGUUUUUGUCAUCGUCUAAGCACUAAUUUUGUCAUUGUUCAAUCUAAAUAAUACAACUAAAGGUCAGCAAAUAAUCUGGAAAAUUUCAGUAUCUAGACAAAGUGCACUUUGCUUUCAUUUUUAUCGCAUUGUUACCAUACAAAGUUAGCUUCAAAUUUGAAAUAUAGUUGCCUCAUAACAAUAAUGAAAUAAUCAAAUUGUCUGUGGCUGAUUUUAACUGUAUAAUGAUGAGUAAUUAAUUCGUGUGCAUCUAUAACCAUACAAAAAAUGGCAAGAUUUAAAGCUUGGCAGGGUGGAGGCAUUUUAUUUAUUGGUUUUCGCAUAUAAAUGUAGCCAAAAGUAUAAAUUAAUAAAAUAAAAUAUUUACUUGCAUUGUGGACAUUUCCAUGCCAUACCAGGUGCUAAAUUAUCAGUGUUAAGCCCUGUCCUUUAUUAAGGCCUUUUAUGUUUUCCUGGCCACAAGGACAUAGCAUAAAUGAUUAGCGGUAGCAAUUAGAAUAAUGGCAGCAUUCAAUGGUGGAUGGGACUUUCCUCUGGAAGCCAACUUUACUGAGCAAAAACAAUAAGCUAUCUUUUGUAUAUUUGCCAAAUUACUUGAAAAUGUAGAAGAUGCUGGCAGCCAAAAUCACAAAACAAAGUGAGAUCAGGGGACUUUUCUGUCCUUAUAUGCAACAUGCAUCACUUGCUCAGGGGAGAGUGGGGGCUCCAUUACAACAUCAGAGCCUCAUCUUGAAUUAACUGCAUCCUGGCUGUGUACAAUUAAAACGUUUUAUGAACAUUUGUUCAUAAAUGUCAAGAGAUGAAUCCAUCCUGUGUUGUUUAAUGAUGUCUUUACUGGGGGGGGAGGGUAUUGUCACUGUAUUAAACUUUGUUUUGUUCCAUUGUUCAAUUAUCACAAAACAUGAUGUACAAAUCUUAAUGUUUGGUGUACCUGACCCUUCACUGCAUACGUUCAUGUAUGCAUGCAUGUAAAUGUACAUAUGCAUCAUGUAAAAUGCAUAUCUAUGUAUACAUCCUGCUAUACUUAUGUCAUGUAGUAAUAAUACAGAUAAAUCUUUUGGAGUCCAUGUAUUAAGCUAAACUAUGUAAUUGUUAGAUGGGUACAAUUACCAUAGCAGUGGUGUCAAACUUAAUUUGUGUCGUGGGAUCAGAUUAUCAUCAUAUUCAUUCUAGUUUUCAGACACACGCUGUACCAGUGAUAUCCACAAUGCGGCAAAUUCAUUGGCCUGAAAACCACCCCUAUAAAACAGCUUACCAUGUAAAUUGAUUCAAAAAUUCAAAAUAUUGUCAUUGUCCCCAAACCUGGCUUGCAUGUAUUCUUACACCUCCUUUUAUGGGAAUAAACCUAUUUUAAAGACAUCUGACACAGAGACCUGUCUUCCCAUUUACUAGUUACAUCUUUAAACAUUUCAGGUGUUUAUUUACUAUUUCCAUAGUGAUAAUCUGCAUAUACCACUAUUCCCACAUUUUACCACCCUGACCGUAGCCUUCUUUCCUCCCUCAUCUCCUUCAUAAAACCUUUGCUGUUUUACCUCUUUAUCUUAUAGUCAUAUGGCUUCUCUACUAGAUGUUUGUGAGUAUUUUUUCCUGUGUACUCCAUUUGAAUUGUAAUCUAGUUUGUAUAAGAAAUGGUGCGCAUGUAAAUAAAGCUUGAUUAAGCUAUAUGUCUAAAUUCUUUGAAAAUUCAUUUAAACUCUAAAAGUUACAGUUU
Triplophysa rosa is the source of this 4917-nucleotide messenger RNA. It is a transcript of the gene foxo3b, whose product is annotated as forkhead box O3b. Bases 723 to 2690 code for a protein of 655 amino acids. The record is from RefSeq and is a predicted model, not a curated record. Gene Ontology annotation, molecular function: DNA-binding transcription factor activity, RNA polymerase II-specific; RNA polymerase II cis-regulatory region sequence-specific DNA binding. Gene Ontology annotation, biological process: regulation of transcription by RNA polymerase II. Gene Ontology annotation, cellular component: mitochondrial matrix; nucleus. NCBI's taxonomy places the organism in Eukaryota, Metazoa, Chordata, Actinopteri, Cypriniformes, Nemacheilidae. The transcript has 3 exons.